This is a messenger RNA of Ctenocephalides felis (cat flea), 1262 nucleotides long. RefSeq names its product SWI/SNF-related matrix-associated actin-dependent regulator of chromatin subfamily B member 1 (gene Snr1). The record is from RefSeq and is a predicted model, not a curated record. Gene Ontology annotation, biological process: chromatin remodeling; regulation of transcription by RNA polymerase II. Gene Ontology annotation, molecular function: transcription coregulator activity. Gene Ontology annotation, cellular component: nucleus; nuclear chromosome. The transcript is spliced from 7 exons. The coding region runs from base 101 to 1213 and encodes 370 amino acids. Lineage: Eukaryota; Metazoa; Arthropoda; Insecta; Siphonaptera; Pulicidae.
UUACAUGGAAGAUUGUUGUGAAAAAAAGUAAAAAGACUUCAUUAACGUCAUAAUAAGUUUUUAAGAGAUAUAAAAGUUGUCAAAUUAAAAUUAUAUUACCAUGGCUGUUCGAACGUACGGCGAUAAGCCCGUCAGUUUUCAAGUAGAAGAAAAUGGAGAAUAUUACUUUAUUGGCUCAGAGGUCGGCAACUACUUGCGUCUCUUCAGGGGCUCUCUGUAUAAGAAGUACCCUGGUAUGGUCAGGCGCAAUUUGACAAAUGAAGAACGUAAACGAUUAGUCGAUGCUGGUCUCACACAGCAUGUUUUGGCAUCAUCAGUAUCUUUAUUAAGGGCUUCUGAAGUUGAAGACAUUAUUGAAGGAAAUGACGACAAAUACAAAGCAGUAUCAGUGCAUACAUCUGAGCCCCCUGCUCCUCGAGAGAGUAAAUCUAAAAAAGCUGCCCCUUGGGUACCGUCUUUGCCAAAUUCAAGUCACUUAGAUGCUGUACCCCAAGCAACACCUAUAAACAGGAAUAGAGUUAACACCAAAAAGAUUCGAACAUUUCCUUUAUGUUUUGAUGAUCUGGACCCCUCAGUAAAUAUAGAAAAUGCUUCACAAUCAGAAGUUCUUGUUCCAAUCCGUUUGGACAUGGAAUUGGAAGGUCAAAAGCUCAGGGAUACAUUCACAUGGAACAAACACGAGAGCAUAAUAACUCCAGAACAAUUUGCUGAAGUACUGUGUGAUGAUUUAGAUUUGAAUCCUUUAACGUUUGUUCCUGCAGUAUCUGCAGCUAUUCGACAACAAGUUGAAGCUUUUCCAAACGAUUCAACAAUUUUAGAAGAAGGUUCUGAUCAACGUGUUGUUAUUAAACUUAAUAUACAUGUUGGAAAUACUUCAUUAGUUGAUCAAGUUGAAUGGGACAUGUCUGAGAAGGAAAACAAUCCAGAAGACUUUGCUAUGAAAUUAUGUGCCGAACUAGGAUUAGGAGGAGAAUUUGUUACAGCUAUUUCAUAUAGUGUAAGGGGACAACUUUCUUGGCAUCAAAGGACUUAUGCUUUUAGCGAAGCACCCCUUCCACUGGUAGAGGUGCCGUUCCGGCCUCCUAGUGAAGCUGAUUCAUGGGCUCCAUUUUUGGAAACUCUAACAGAUGCAGAAAUGGAAAAGAAGAUUCGAGACCAGGACAGAAAUACCAGACGAAUGAGAAGAUUGGCAAAUACUACACCUGGAUGGUAGAUGGAAGAUUAAUGUAAUAAUAAUUUUAAUGGUUUAUUUUUAAUGAUUG